This is a messenger RNA of Exophiala dermatitidis NIH/UT8656, 1469 nucleotides long. RefSeq lists its product as uncharacterized. The coding region runs from base 484 to 858 and encodes 124 amino acids. The record is from RefSeq and is a predicted model, not a curated record. The transcript has a single exon. Lineage: Eukaryota; Fungi; Ascomycota; Eurotiomycetes; Chaetothyriales; Herpotrichiellaceae.
GAAGAACUCGGAGAACUUGUAUUUGUAAACAAACUAGUCUUUCUUCUCCGUUGUUGUCUUCUCUUCGAAGCAGGCGUCAACGGCAACGGCUCCGUGUCGAAACUGUAUUUUUCCCGUGUGCGGGCCGCCUCCGCCUCGUACUUGCGCAGGUGGUGUUCGUACCUGUCGUUGAAGGUAGGCGGCAAGGGAUCGGCGAAGGGGUCUGUUGUGGUGCUGGUGUUUGAUCGGCGGCUGAAAAAGCUUCGGACACGGCGCACGGCGCGCAGGGGCAGAGACAGGGAGGCAAGCAGGCCGCGGUCGUCGGCUUCGCUGUCGUCGUCGUCUGCGUCGCCAGAUCGACGACGAACAACGAGCCAAGGGAACCGAGAACGGAGCCGGAAUCGAGGCAUUUUGAUGUAGGAAACCCAGAAUCGAUCAAAAGAUCGAGGAGACAGACGGCGCCAAAGAAGGACACAGCCAGCAAACAAAAGAAGAAGAGCCACGAUGAUCGUGGGAAUUGCGAUCAUGAACACAGGGACAGAGGCGUGUGAAUGGCCAUUUUUGACGCCAGAAGGGGUCGGUGUUGGAGAUGGAGAAGACAACACAGAAGAAGAAGAGGAGGAGGACGAGGGGGGCAGCGAGAUCGUGGUCACGGCCACGGUCGUCUUGGUCGCAACAUCAGGAGGCGCGGCAGAAGAGGAAGAAGAAGAAGAAGAAGAAGAAAAAGAAGAAGCACGCGGCACAGACACAGACACAGACGCAGGACCAGUCGGUGUGGUUGUUAUUGUUGUUGCUGUUUCUGUCCAGGCCGGGUCACCUUGGAAGGUGAAGCUGUCGCUGACGCCCGACUGUCCCUGCGUCACUGUUGCCGUGAUAUGAAUUGAUGGGAAAGUCGUCCAGGACGACGAAGAGGAAGAGGAAGACAUCGCGCUCUCAAAGGGCGCGGGAUGGUGAUGGUGGUGGUGUUGUUGGUGUUGUUGGUAGAGAAGAAAGAGAAGAAAGAGAAGAGGAGGAAGAGAGGCGCGAAGAGAAAGAAGAGUGAGGCAAACACUGAGGUGAAGAGGUGAACAAACGCGCUAGGGAGGAUUAACACAGCGCGUGAUGUGCUUCACUGUGUUCAGGGAGUAUAGUGUUAUGGCGGGAGUAAAAGAGACAAGUACUAUGGAGAGUGAUGAUAUCGGGGAGGCCACUGUUCAAGAUAAGGCAAGAAAACGGAUAGGGAUAUCUGGAUAUGGAGGGCGACAGAGGGACAAGCAUGAGGGAGGGUGAUGAUGCUGGGGGGGCCACUAUUCAAGAAGAGGGUAGAAGAUAGAUAUAGUAAUCUGGAUAUGGAGGGCUUCAGGUAAGUAAGACAGGAUAUAGUCAUAGAGUCUAGGAGCCCACUAUCCCCAACAUUGAUGUGGCAAGAUAGAAACAGGAAGGGAACCCAGGUCAACAGAAAGGGCAAGCAGAUGUUCAUAUAAGCCUCCUGGAACUCACUUCGCUCAAAG